Messenger RNA from Trichobilharzia regenti, 426 nucleotides. The record is from the annotation of a GenBank genome assembly. Lineage: Eukaryota; Metazoa; Platyhelminthes; Trematoda; Strigeidida; Schistosomatidae.
AUGCUACAAAAUAUGUCUGAUUUAGAAGUUAACAAAGAGACACUCAAAGCAUUAGUUCAAAUGUGUAUUGAUAUGCACCAGUCAGUGGUUAGAAAUACAGAAUUAUUCAAGCAUGAAUUAAAUCGUCACAAUUAUGUGACGCCAACAAGCUUUUUAGAAUUAUUGACUGUCUUAUUGAAUUGCAUAUUAACUGAGAUUAUUACAGCACGAAAUCGUACACACACAGGUUUGGAUAAAUUAUUGCACACAGAAGAAGUUGUCUCCAAGUUACAAGAAGAACUGGAAAUUAAGAAACCUGAAUUAGAAAAGGCGGUUGAAGACUCGAAGGCAACUAUGGAAGAGAUUACACGAGAUUCGAAAAUUGCUGAAGAAACUCAUUCGGUUGUUGCCCAUGAAGAACAACAAGCAAUGAAAAAAAGUCCGUGA